UGGCAUAAGGAGCAUCCGUGUGCAAUAAGAGGCUGUAGGAAUCGUUGCGUACCCAGGGCAGGUGCACCUGUCUUCUGUACGUGGCCGGACCGCUAUAAGACGCAUCUUGCGGGUAUACAGUGUUUUUAUUUAUUUAUUUUCCCAAUCGAGGCCGGGUUCAACAAAGGAACUUGGGUGGCAUAAUAAAUAGCCGAUUAUUUGGUGGAUUUGAGGCCUGCAUUUGAGCCUGAGUCUUCCUCACCUGCCAGCCAUGGACUAGACAGGAGGAGUGUGUGACCUCAGACAUAACCAUGGUGGUGAGGUGGCUGCUCAACUCCCAUUGAGAACACAGAAAAUGAGAGUGUGAAGCUGCAGGGCAGGCAGCGCAGCCACAUGAUCCCAUGACUCUGGACAUGGAUGCGGUCCUGUCAGACUUUGUUCGGUCCACAGGGGCAGAACCGGGUCUGGCACGAGACCUGCUAGAAGGUAAAAACUGGGACCUGAGCGCCGCUCUCAAUGAUUAUGAGCAGCUCCGGCAGGUCCACACGGCCAACCUGCCCCACGUCUUCAAUGAGGGCCGUUACUACAAGCAGCCGGAGCGUAGCAGCACCCCGCAGCACAUCAGCAAGCCUGAGCAAUGCCCCCAGAAACAAGAGGACAACACUCAGGAGAAGCGUCUGUCUCGGGGCAUUUCCCAUGCCAGCUCUGCCAUCAUGUCUCUGGCCCGGCUGCAGGUGUCAGGGGAUUGUGCCAGGGAGCAGUUCCCCCUGGAGAUGCCCAUCUACACAUUCCAGCUGCCCGACCUGAGCGUGUACAGCGAGGACUUCCGCAGCUUCAUCGAGCGUGACCUCAUCGAGCAAUCCACCAUGGUGGCCCUGGAGCAGGCCGGUCGUUUGAACUGGUGGUCCACCAUGUGCACCAGCUGUAAGAAGCUACUACCGUUAGCCACAACAGGAGACGGCAACUGCCUACUGCAUGCAGCUUCUUUAGGAAUGUGGGGCUUCCAUGACCGGGAUCUGGUGCUGCGGAAGAGUCUGUAUGCCAUGAUGAAGAGUGGAGCAGAGAGAGAAGCUCUGAAGAGGAGGUGGAGGUGGCAACAGACUCAACAGAACAAAGAGUCGGGGCUGGUGUACACAGAGGAGGAAUGGGAGAGAGAGUGGAACGAAUUGCUGAAGCUGGCCUCCAGUGAGCCACGCACACACUUUAGCAAGAACGGCAACUCCAGUGGAGGUGUGGACAACUCAGAAGACCCGGUUUACGAGAGUUUGGAGGAGUUCCAUGUGUUUGUAUUGGCCCAUGUUCUGAGAAGACCUAUCGUAGUAAUAGCUGACACCAUGCUCAGAGACUCCGGAGGGGAAGCUUUUGCACCCAUUCCCUUUGGAGGGCUGUACCUGCCACUGGAGGUUCCUCCCAACCGCUGUCACUGUUCCCCGCUGGUGCUGGCCUACGACCAGGCCCACUUCUCCGCCUUGGUGUCCAUGGAGCAGAGAGACCAGCAGAGAGAGCAAGCCGUCAUCCCACUGACUGACUCUGAGCACAAGCUGCUAGCGCUGCACUUCGCGGUGGACCCUGGGAGGGACUGGGAUUGGGGGAGGGAUGACAAUGACAAUGCUAAGCUGGCAAAUCUUAUUCUAUCACUGGAAGCUAAACUAAACCUUCUGCACAACUACAUGAAUGUAACAUGGAUUCGAAUUCCUUCUGAAACAAGAGCUCCCUUGGCUCAGCCCGAGUCUCCAACUGCCUCUGCAGGUGAGGAUGUACAGUCUCUGGCAGAAUCCAUGGACUCGGACAGGGAGUCUGUUUGUAGUAACUCCAACCUCAAUAAUGGAAAGUCAAAUAAGGAGAAGGACAAGGACAAGCAGCGAAAGGACAAAGACAAAACACGGGCAGACUCAGUGGCCAACAAACUGGGCAGCUUCAGCAAGACUCUGGGUAUCAAACUUAAGAAGAAUAUGGGUGGACUUGGAGGACUUGUCCAUGGCAAGAUCAGCAAGUCCACAUCGACAAACGGUCGAACAGUAGAGAACGGAGAGCAGAAAUCUAAGAAAAAGGACUCAAAAACCCGAAAAGGGAGCAAAGAGGAGUCAGGCCAGUCGGCCAGCACAUCCUCCUCAGAGAAGACAACCAGCCCCUCGCCUACAGACCGUGCUUCUGGUAGCUCACCUGUUGAGAGACCGCCAGGUUCAGGCAAAAUCUCGGGUGAUCGGACACUGGACAACUGGAAGUACAGCACAGAUGUCAAACUCAGCCUGAACAUCCUUCGAGCAGCCAUGCAGGGUGAGCGCAAAUUCAUCUUUGCUGGGUUGCUGCUCACCAGCCAUCGACACCAAUUUCAUGAAGAGAUGAUCAGCUUCUACCUGAGUAGCGCCCAAGAACGCUUCAGUGCUGAGCAGGAACAGAAGAGAAAGACUGAGGCUGAGAAGAAGCCUCAGACCAAUGGGGUGGCACUAAAGAAGCCUGAGCAGGAGAGUGUUUUCCAAAGGGAGCGUUCAGAUAGCUCUCCACCUGAGAGUUGCUCACCGGUGUUGCACCCUAGCCAUAAUCUUUCCCAGGCUGUGAAGGUCCAAGAAAGGGGAAGUCCAAAGCUUGCUGCUUCUCCCAUACCGAUACCUAUCCCAGCCUCCAUUCCAGGAUCCUCCAUGUCCCCUGUCCCUUUCUCCUCCCCUAGUAACGGUGCUAAGAGACCUGGACCAGUCCCUGUUUCUGCUCACUAUAGCCAUACACCACCUAUCCAAAGGCACAGUGUGAUCCACCUGAGGGAUGUCAAUGUGCAGUCAUCCAGCUACCAAGAUGAGUCCUACAAGCCAAUGGUGGGCACUCUCAAAACUUGUGCCACCUACCCCCAGCAAAACCGCUCACUGUCCUCUCAGAGCUAUAGCCCAGCCCGCAUGUCUGGCAUCCGUACCGUGAAUGCCGUAGACACCCUACCGUACAACAUGCCUGGGGAACAUAAGUCCCACACUUAUACCAACGGCUUUAACACUGGCGACAUCCGGGACUGUCUGGAGUUUGCAGAUGAGGACCCGAUGCCCCAUGCCUGGCUGGGGCAGGACAAAACCAAAGGGCAGAGUGGUGUUUGCCCAAUGUACUGUUUUCAGCAGAAACGCUGCAGGAGGGAGAACUGCACCUUCUAUGGCCGACCCGAGACAGAGAACUUUUGCUCCUACUGUUAUAGAGAGGAGCUGAAACGCAGGGAACGAGAGGUGAAAGUGCACCGACCUGGAUAGCCCUGCAGACAUGCACACAUAUAUAGCCACCCCCAAUGUGUGUGAAAAGAACAGCAACACCACCACCUUUUUGCACUUUGCAAGUGAUACAAAGAACUGGCAUAACAUUUUCCUACUAUAUUUAAGAUCAGCCUCCUUGUAUUCUUGUUACUUUACUCUCAAUAGCGAACAAACACUGCUUUACAAUAACAGGAAGUGCAACCAGAAUCAGUUUACAGCUUUGGCCAGAGAUUGUGUUUUUGUUUGUCCUAUGUCCGAUUGAAUUCAGUCUUUUACUUGUUCUAGAGUAAAAGCUCUCGUCUGUGCAUUUUGCUCAGUCUGUGUUGUAAAACUCCUUGUACAUGCAGAAAGAGAUGUAAAAGCAUAUGUCAGUCUCUAAUGGAGUUUCCCAAAUCAUUGAAAGGAAAACUCAGUUUAGAGGUCAUUAUAAUGCAAUACUUCACAGCAUAGCUCUUUGGAAUCUUAAUAUCGAUUAACAUUGAUUUUGCUGUGCAUUGCAAAUAAUUACAAGGGAGGGAGGUCCACUUUUCAGCACUCUGAUUUUUUUGAAAGCAAUAAGUUUGUUAACAACCGCCACCCCUCCCCCCUUUUAUCUAUGCAUUCAUGACGUCAGCCAUAUUCUACUUUUCACCAUAUGUUUCUAAGGGAUAUCGAUGUGAUUGUAAAGGGUCUGCUGUACAAGGAUUAUUAUGGUGGAAAAUAUUCAAUAUGUGGCAUAUCAAAGUGUGCUCUCAGAUUGAUCUUGUGACUUUCCAUCAUGCACUAUAUUGUAAUAUAAAGCCUUUUCAUAGGAGGGUUUGCAUUCCAUCAUGUUAUCAAAUGAAACCUCACUAUUGUGUGCUACUUGACAUUCGAUACAGUAAGCAUUUGACUUCCACUCAUUGCUGUCUGUAUUUGCAAUAUAUAACACAGUCAUGCUAGCGAAUGCUAAUUUACCACCUUACCUGAGGAUAUGAAAUGCAAACCCUUAAAGUAUAUACUUCAGCAGUGGACUAAAGGUGGAAAGCUUAUGAAACUGUGUAUGUGUCAACUGUUUAAUACCUUCACUGAUGGCACAGCUCGGCUACAAGCAACUGGCAACUGCUCAUCAACAUUCUGUAGCACUCAUGCUAACACUGCCAUGCUAGCCUCUCAUGUGCCAAAAAGGUCCCUCACCUCCAUUUCAUUUGUCCUCAGGAAUAUUAGUCUUAACCACACAAUUGUGAUGAUCAUAUACAUAGAAGCAACUAAAUCUAUAAAUGUAAAAUUGGUUAUUUAAAGGUUCAAAUCUACCUCUGAAAAGCAUUUUAGAUUUUUAACUCAAAUGUUACACAGCAGCGUAAAAUCAUGUUCUAACAAGGCAGAGUGUGGAAUAUAUAUAUAUAUACAACUGCAAUUUUCAUGUCUACAAUGAAAACGAAAAUGUGGUGACAACAACUUCAUAUCCAAUCAGAACACAUUUUACGUUUAACAAACCAAUUAGAUUGCACUUUAGGUGGAGCUACCCAGUUAAACCAAGCGAUGGACAAAAUUUUCAUAUGUUGCUUGGUGCAGUAAUAUUUAGUUUGGACAAAAGCUCAGAUUAAUUUACACCUUGUCAAUCUGUAGUACCUAGGGGUUGAACGACUUCCGAGUUGACAUUGACUAGUCAAUGAUGACGCCAUUAAUGAACAAAUAUGGGGCCGUUUACGCAGAAUGCGUUUUUCUAUUGCAAUGCGUUAUUUUUCCAUUGUUUUUCUAUGUAAAUAUGUGCUAGGCGGACAUGUAUAUGACCGUUGCGCUCGCGUCUUGCGUCUUUUGCAGCACCUCGCGCAUGACACGCCGUUCUAAAAACGGGGCGCUCAAGUUCAAAUCAGUUCAACUUUUAAAAAAUGCGUCUCGAGACCUUGCAUUUUUGCCCACGUUUCUGAAAGAAAAAUGCAUUCUGUAAGAACGACCUCGAGCUGAGACUGGAACGCAGGUUGCCUAUGGCAUAUGGCACUGCCCACAAGCCUAUUGCUCCUACAUACGUUUAUUUUUAUCAGUUCUUUUGUCUUUGGGUCGUUAUUAUUCUUACGGAUUUCUGCUCAUUCUAAAUCAGAUACAGAUAAAGUAGCACAAUAAGAAUUACAUUUAUAUGAAUGCAUUAGUGAGAGCGAUUGCGUGUGAAUUAAUUCUACCUGGCAGCGUCUCUCCACUAAUAGUGAAGCUUUGUGUUUUAGUUACGAAAUAUAUGCUAGAACUUUUAAUUUUCUUAGCUUUUCUAUUGAUGAAAUCACAGAACAGUGUUGAUAAUACAUUUCUGUGCUACUUAAUAAUUCUGUAUGCGCGUGAUCUAUCUGCACAUGAUGUGCGAGUGUGUAGCAGCGCAGUUUAGAACGGCGAUUAACCCACCUGUACAAUAAGCUGUUUAAAACAUGCAUUUACCCAUUCAAUAUUGAGCAUCCAGAUGGUAUAAUCAAACAUAUCUUGUGGAGCGCUCUCGUAAAGGUGAACUUCAAAGAUUUUUUAUCCUUUUGCGCCCUCUAUAGGCCAUGAUCCGCGACUAGUCGACGUCAAGUUUAAAGCGUCAUGGCAGAGUGUUAAAUGGUAAAGUAGUCGGUGCAAGUAGUCGGUGGCAGUAGUCGGUGCAACCCCUAGUAGUAUCGUGACCGGUAAGGAUACGUUGUUUAUCCCAAUCUCUAAAUGUAAAAAAACUGGACAUUUAAUGGUACAAGCCUACCUUUUUUUGGUCUUUUUUUUUUUUUUGAUCACAGCAGUGCAAAAACAGUCACAGACAACAACAUGCUAAGCUACUGACUGGCUAACUGGCUAACAAACAUACAAGUGUACCACAGCUCAAAACGCUAGUUCUCAAUGUGUGCUAGAAAAUCAGGAUGUUACAGGUAGCUGCGCCAAUCAAGUUAACUAGCAUGACUAGCGUGUUAGCCACUUUGUGUGUCUCUGCUAAGCAAAUGCCCCACCAAGUGCUUUUCUACUCCAUGGACAAGAUUAUCAUAAGAGCAGCGCUUGUGUUUUGUUGUGAGGCAGUGUCCAGCUAACCAACGCCGUGUCUCUGUAAGUGUUUUGUCUUUCCUGGCCAAGGAUGUCCACUGCUUCGUUCUCUUCCCACAUUUCUACACCUCCACAAUUAUGUCUUUUGCCUCCCAUCCUCCUGCUUUUCCUCUCCCUCCUUUAUAUUCGAAAAGCUCAUGGACUCUCACUGUCUUAGAAUUGUAAAAUAUGAUUUUGUAUUCAUUUGAGAGUUUUACACUACUUUAAAUUAUUAAUUUGCACAUUAGGUACCGAUGUAAAUAGCAGGAUAAAAAGAGACAAAAUAAGAUUAGUUUAUUGUUAA
Messenger RNA from Ctenopharyngodon idella (grass carp), 6501 nucleotides. It is a transcript of the gene otud7a, whose product is annotated as OTU deubiquitinase 7A. Gene Ontology annotation, molecular function: K63-linked polyubiquitin modification-dependent protein binding; cysteine-type deubiquitinase activity; DNA binding. The transcript has 13 exons. The record is from RefSeq and is a predicted model, not a curated record. Bases 381 to 3206 code for a protein of 941 amino acids. NCBI's taxonomy places the organism in Eukaryota, Metazoa, Chordata, Actinopteri, Cypriniformes, Xenocyprididae. Gene Ontology annotation, biological process: protein K11-linked deubiquitination; protein deubiquitination involved in ubiquitin-dependent protein catabolic process; protein K48-linked deubiquitination. Gene Ontology annotation, cellular component: cytoplasm; nucleus.